This is a messenger RNA of Styela clava, 3104 nucleotides long. NCBI's taxonomy places the organism in Eukaryota, Metazoa, Chordata, Ascidiacea, Stolidobranchia, Styelidae. The record is from RefSeq and is a predicted model, not a curated record.
GUUCUGGAAAGACCGGACCCAAAUAAUUUUGAAGUUUUGUUUGCGGACUUUCGAUAAAAAUAGUUGAGUAGCCCUGCUCUAUACCACUAGUAUCUGUAAUAUAGCUGUAUAGAGGGUUUAGUGUAGUACCAUACAAGAGUCAUCACAUUUCUGCAUUUGUUGUCCCUGCGUGGUGAUAGUACAGGUGAUCAUCUCUAUACUUUGGUAAGCUCUAUUAGGUGGCCGUGAUGUCGCAGUAGCAUAAUUUUUAAAUUUGGUAGUCAGAUGGGGAUUUGGAUUAUUUGCCUGUGAGCGUUUAUGACCUGGCUAGGCGUAAACACAAGUUUAUCCUCCUUUUAUUAUUCCACUUAAUAACACUAGUCUAAAUAGUUGGUAUGGUGAUUUUUAAUUUGUUAUUGAUGAAAUUACAUCCAUGGAUUAUUCCGUUAUGCUAUGCUUUAUUGAGUCUGAAUAGAUGUUGCUGUGGCAACAAGUCAGCAACUUUGUUAAUUUGUAUGGGAAUACUUGUUUCAACGUAAUUUAAUAUAUUUUAAUAUAUAAGUCCUCAAUUAAUAUAUAGCCUGAGCACUCUUUAAAUAAACUGUCAGUCAUCUAAAGAGAAUGCACCAUGUAGAAAAAUGAAACAAGAUAUUUGAACUACCUGAAAGGCAUUCUGAUUGUCAAUUUAGAUUUGUAUAUAGGGUCUAAUUGACAUUAUAUUCCAGAAGAUAAUAGUUAUGGUAAUUAAAAUUUACUAAUAUCAAAAGAAAAUCUUCUAAUAUGGAUGAUGAACCAUUUUUUUCGCAAGAUGAACUCAAGCCACCACAGCAUGAAAGGUGGGCACCUCUUGGAGCUGCCGCAUCUCCCGAUCCAGUAAUUUUCACGGAACCACAAAGGAUAGGGGGCAGCGAGGAAAAAAUAGAAGUUUUGGAAAAGGAGAAACAAGACCUUCAGCAAUCUUUAUUUUCACUUACUUCACGGUUUGCCCAAAUACAAUUUCGGCUUCAACAGAUUAUAGAGGCUGACCCACAAGAUAAACCUAAAUUACUAGAAGAGUUGGACGCACUUGCAAAUCAAGGAUGUAUUGACAGCAGCGUUGUUUACAGAGUGAAUGAACCAGCGGAUGAUGAAAAAAUAACAGAGGAAAAACAAUUAGAAAAUCAUGAAGAAAUCAUACGCGAGUUGAAGAACCAGUUAGAUGAUCUGGAAAAUUAUGCUUUCAAGCAUGGCUCUGGGGAUGUUCCUCAAUCUGUAAUGCUACAGAAGCAACAGGUCGUAUUGGAUCAGCUCAUAAGCAAGCUGAAUUUGAAUGUAAAUCGGACAGAACUUGCUCAAUCAUCGAUUGAUGACCUCAAAGGUAGAGUCAAUGAUGCAGUUGAUGAAAUUAUAAAUCCUGCCAAGAUCAAGGAAAAAUUAGUUGAUCAUCUCCAGACACAAAUUCAAGAUCUUGAGCGUUUUGUCAAAUUUUUACAAAUUGAGGUUGAAUCAGAAGGAGCACUACCAAAAUCAUCUGGAUCUGUCCCUGGUAACAUGGAUGAUGAUGUAAGGCGAGAGCAAAAAUCACAGAAUUUGGCUUUGCUCAGGCGGGCUUUGAGCAUUCUUCAAGUAUUUGCUAUUACACAACUUGGAUGUGGUACAAAAUCAAUGCAAGCCGAGACAAUUGAGGAGACUAGAAAACUUGGUACUGAUCAUUUGUUGAAAGACCUGAAAAAAGCGGUCAGUGCUGUGAAAGGAUGCAUAACAGCAACCAAUAACUCUGAUAGUGAUGAUUGUGCAUUUGAUUCUGUGAGCACUCGAGAACUAUAUUACGCUGAAUUAGAAGAAAACGAAAAAGCAGCUGUACUUGCAGUGGAUAGUGAAUUGACUCAGGUUGUUCGGAAGCAAUUAUGUCCAGCAAUUAUUAGCUUGCUAGCACAUGGACUAGUUGUAGAUGCAACCAUUUCUACUAGCACCAGUUUGGUCACACCAAUAUCAUGUUUGUUACCGAAAAAGUUAAAUGGCUCUCUGGCCACGACACCUCUUCAUCCUUGGGAGUUGUUCAUUGAAUACUAUGAGGCAAAAAAGGGAGCAGACUUGGCAAGAGCGCCAUCUAGGAUGUUGACACGUUCGUUUGAUCUGGAGCCAUUGGUGUCCAGUGGUGGUGUACACAGGAUAAGCAUCAAACAUUCACUGCUAGAAGCAAUUCAUAUGGUUCUUAAUGAACAUAGUCCUUUGAAGAGGAGCUAUGAUUUGAUGCUGAAAGCACUUAUUUGUCUUGGACUCAACUCUGGUCGCUUAGUUCUAUGGAUCAGAUUAAUAAUGAAAACAUCAUGGUUAAUUGUAAACCACUACACAGAUUUUAGCUAUGUCGCACAAACUGGUUUUGAAGGAGCACUUACUAUUUUGGGCAGACUAGACUCAUGUGUGUUUAACUUGCCUGUGGACUUGGCUGUUAGACCUUUCAAGAAUAUUAGAGACGCCUUUUGAAUCUCUCAUUCGGCUGUAUCUACACCGUUUAUUUGGAUAACUGGAUGCAAAUAUUACAUGUAAUCAGAUAUAGAACGAGAUCUGGUAGUCAUGUUGGAUUAUAAUGACCAAACUGAAGCUGGGCAUUUUAGCAAUACUCAAGAAUUUUACAAUUAUGUGAAAUAUAUAUAUAUAUAUCGUUUAAUAAGAGGUGCAAUAUUUUGAUAGUUAUCACUGUUGUUGUUGAUGCAUUAGGAUCAUGGUGUUCAAUUAAAUGUUUGUAUUGCUGGAUGAUUUUUUUUCAUGGUUGAUAUAUUAAUAAUUCGAAUAAAAGACCGAUAUAUUUAUCGCUUCCCAUUGAUACAAUUUUUUAAAUAUGCUGGCAUGAAUUGGGACUUGUAAUGUAUUCGUUACCAGCAAGAAAAAUCUUAACAUAGAUCACCAUGUUCUUCACAUCAUUUUUGAUCUGGAAGUUCAGUCAUGCGAACUAUUUGUUUUAACCGCUUAUUUUUCGAGUUCAAAUUGUUGUAAAUAUGUAAUGAGGCUUGUUGUUGAAAUUUUUAUUUUAUUUGUGUUGAGUAAAUUUGCACAUUCAAUGCACUAACCUUGCUGUAUGGCCACAAUCUAUAUCUCAUGCGUUGAGAAUUGAGAUGUUAUCCAUGGUGUCUGUUGGAAAUAUA